Molecule: messenger RNA, 431 nt
Organism: Etheostoma spectabile (orangethroat darter)
Lineage: Eukaryota; Metazoa; Chordata; Actinopteri; Perciformes; Percidae
Product: leucine-rich repeat serine/threonine-protein kinase 1-like
Exons: 3
Molecular function (GO): protein binding
Source: RefSeq, a predicted model, not a curated record
AUGGUCUUUGGUGGCACUUCUCUGACCUCCUCCCAAGUUGAUUUGGGUUCUUUGGCGCAGUAUCGCAAGCCGAUUUUACGUCUCCUGUGUGUGGCCACUCAACAUGGUGAUCUGCAGAGUGUGUGUUACCUCCUGAAAGAAGCCCAUAUCUCUGUGCCCCAGGAGCCGUCCAACAGCAACCCAGCCAUCCUGGCAGCAUACUAUGGCCAUGCCAGCUUGGUCAAAGAGCUGCUGGAUUCCAUACCUGGUCCAUGUUUAAGGGGAGACUUGCUGAACUGGAUGCUAGCCACAUCUUGCCAGCAGGGUCACCUGGACGUAGUCCGGCUCCUGGUCCAUGGCUAUGAUGUUGAUGCCAAGGACUGCGCCAUCCACAGCAAUGAGUUUGCUGUAAUCACCGGGUUGCCGCUAUACGCUGCUGCACAAGCAGGUAU